Molecule: messenger RNA, 804 nt
Organism: Pelagomonas calceolata
Lineage: Eukaryota; Pelagophyceae; Pelagomonadales; Pelagomonadaceae
Source: the annotation of a GenBank genome assembly
AUGUCCUCCCCUGUCUGCAUAAUGGCGGCGGGCGCGGCGAUGCCGAACCCGGAAAAUGAAGUCCUGAGCCCGGCGCAAAUGGCCGGCCUCAUGAUGUUCACGAUGAUCGGGAGCCUCGGCGGACCGCAGUCCGACGAGAGCUACUUGGACACGUUCGAGCGGGCGUUUGACGUUCACUGUCCCGCGCCGACGCUCGAGGAAGUCAAACGGGCGUAUCUCUACGAUUUUCCGGAGGACGCCGCCGAAGAGGAAAUGAAGUACUGGCAGAAGAUCUGGGCGCGCGUCGCGCGAGCCUUAGCACGCCGCCGCCGCCGGGAGGCGCGUCUACCUCUCCUGCUCUGCCGGCGCCGCUAUUAUAAGGACGUCUACCAACGGCACCCGGAGUAUGGUGUCGCCGACAAGAUCAUGCGCCUGGCGGACAAGCUGCCCGUUGACGAGCUCCGGAGCGUCGCGGCGCGGUUAUUGGCGCUGGCCAAUGCUAAGGAGUCGCCGAGUCCCCGCGACCCCAUCGCGGAGGCCGCUGUCGUCACGGCUUUAGCGGCCGAGACGGACGAAUGGAUCGAGGCCGAGCGGGCCGCCGCGGCGCUCCGCCCGCCCCCGCCGCCGCCGCCCGAUCCGCUCGCGGGCGGCGUCCGCCUCGAGCCUGGUACUCAGGAAUCCCGAGCUCUUAUGGACAAGAUGUUCGCAAGUUUUGGUCGAGCCGCCGACGCCCGCGACGCCGCGGCCCGAAACGUCAUCGUCAAGCUCGCGCGACCGUUCUCCGGCGAGGAGGACCUCUUCAAGCACAUGGUGUCGUUCCUGUAG